Molecule: messenger RNA, 1710 nt
Organism: Solanum tuberosum (potato)
Lineage: Eukaryota; Viridiplantae; Streptophyta; Magnoliopsida; Solanales; Solanaceae
Product: protein NLP7-like
Exons: 5
Coding region: 806-1564 (252 amino acids)
Molecular function (GO): DNA-binding transcription factor activity
Source: RefSeq, a predicted model, not a curated record
UACCUUCAGAUGUAUGUGACCUAAUGCCAAUGGCUGGGCAUUUUGGAGCAUGAAACACAACGACGAGUUGGAAUACCAGCGAUCCAUUAAGUCCAUCUUUUCUUAUUCUGUUGCUUCCAUGUUUCCAACUGAGAAAUGGAGGAUCCAAUCUGUUAUGGAGAAAAUGUCGACUCCAAAUAUUUCUCUGUUUCAAUUCUGGGCACCCAUCAAGGUCUAUGGAUCUACUUUCCUGUCCACUGCGGAUCAAACAUUUGCUUUCUAUAUAUAACGAAAUUGAUAAGAGUCUCUCUUCAUACAGGAAGCUCUGUCUAGAUACUUUGAUUCCCGUGGACUACAGCUACAAGGAAAUUCCAUUUGGUCCCCCUGGACGAGUUUUCUCAAGAUGCUUGCCAGAAUAUAACCCCGACGUCCGAAACUACUCCUCUGCAGAGUUUCCACUGCUUCCAACUGCUAUUCCCUUGGGAAUUCAUUCUUUUUAUGCAUUUCCAAUUUCCAACUUCCAUGAUCACCAGUGCCUUGGUGUAUUUGAGAUUGUAUCUACACAGCCAUCUCUCCAUCUUCCCAACCUUAUUCAGGGCUUGAAUUUCGAAUCAGUUGGGUUGUACAUUCCUAACUCAUUGGACAUACUUUUGGACCUUCAAAUCUGCAGGAUGGUGAAAGACUUAACUAUAUAGAGGGCGGGUUAUAUGAGAUCCUUGAAAGACAUAGUUUACCCUUUGCUCAAAUUUGGACUCCUUCUUCUCGAUAUGGCUCUUUGAAAGUCUUGUAUAGUGCUGCUGCCUCCAUAUAUGAACCUCCGAAACCAAUGUAUCAUGAGUUUGAAUAUUCUUCUGAGGUCUGUCUUAUUGAGAGUCGCAAGGCAUUGGUUGGGAGGGCAUUUGCAUCACAAGGUUCAUGCUUUUGCAAAGAUGUUACUCUAUUAAGCAUCGAAGAGUACCCUUUGGUGCCUGGUGCACAAAAAGCUAGAUUCACUCAGAGUUUUGCUAUUUGUUUGCAAAGUAAAUGCGCCAACAAAUUUAUUUGCGUAGUUGAGUACUUUCUGCCACCCAACGAAAUGGUUGUAAGAGAUACAAAGAUUUUCUUAAACAUGCUUCUAUCCACAAUGAAAGAACAAUAUCUAGGUUUCAUAGUUGCUCCUGGAAAUGAACUAGGGCAGAGGAUGCUCGUUGAAGUUCUUAAAGAUUCCCCGAGUGAUGAACUUGAUUCCUUUGAAAUUGGCCAAACUCUGCUGAGUGUUCAAUCACUUCAGGAUGGAGGAGAAACAACAGAAGUUGGCCAACGUCUGUCGAGUGUUCAAAGGAUUGAAAAAGAUUAUGGAAUUACUCGCAAGAUUCUGGAGGAGCAUUAUGGCAUGACUCUUCAAGAUGCUGCCAAAAAUCUACGUAUUAGUCGAGCAACACUGAAACGGAUAUGUAGAGAAAAUGAAAUUGCUAGAUGCCAAAUCACAAGACUAGAAAGGUUAAUGUCCAUGUUAGCCAAGGCGUAUCUUUUCAAGAUGCUGAACCAUAUGUGGGCGAUCAAUAAUGUCCUGCUCUUUCCCAAGAAAAAGGCACCGAAUAUUUAAGUAACAAAAAAUCUCCUGCAACAGGAAAACCUUGUGAUAGUGUGAUGACUUUAAAGGUUACAUAAAGAGGUGAUAUCAUUAAGUUUCAACUCUCCCUUCCAUCAACGAGGGUAAAAUUGGAGGGGGAAGUGGAAAAGAGGUUUAAG